Conger conger (European conger) is the source of this 3280-nucleotide messenger RNA. It is a transcript of the gene prss35, whose product is annotated as serine protease 35. The record is from RefSeq and is a predicted model, not a curated record. The coding region runs from base 674 to 1993 and encodes 439 amino acids. NCBI's taxonomy places the organism in Eukaryota, Metazoa, Chordata, Actinopteri, Anguilliformes, Congridae. The transcript is spliced from 3 exons. Gene Ontology annotation, molecular function: serine-type endopeptidase activity. Gene Ontology annotation, biological process: proteolysis.
UGUUCAUGCGUAUUAAGUGUGCGGCUAUGUACCUAUGAGUGUGUAGGCAUACAUGGGUCUCCGCGCCCGUUUGUGUUGUUCCAUGAUGGAGACAGACAAGUGCAACAGAUGUGGAUGCUUGGACACGUGACAGCCAGAACUCCAGCGGGCUAUUGUCAAUGGUCCGGAACUAACUGGCAUUCUAAAUGAAUGACAGCUCUUCGAGUGGGAAAGUGGAAAGGGGCUGAAAUCAGAUUUAUAUUCAUACUGAAUUUUACGGUUUAAUGAGCGAAACCUCUUAACUCAAAGUGCCGUUCUGUUUAUUAAGUUCAUUCAGACCGGUCCCUCUGUGCUACUUGGUCCCUCCCCUACGAGAAGCUCUUUGUCGCAAGAGAAGCUUUCAGUCCUUUUUUUCCGCAAGCAUCAAAUGAAGUGCCUACGGAAAGCAAGGGGCUUGGCUGUGACUUCUCCCUACGUCUUUGGUGCAAAGGCUAUGAAGAAAAGCGGACUUUCACGUAUUGAUAAGAAGACUGUGGAAUAAAAAAGUUUUUCUCAGAAAAGGGAUUGUCAUUCAAUUAAUAAACACAACUUUACGGACUUGCCAUAUCCACCUAUCGAAUGCUAGCAGGUUUCAGGUCUAGGAUGGACAUACAAUAGUAACUUUUAGAACUCAGGACUCUCUGCUAGCUGUGCAAUGGGCCCCGCUCCCCUGUGUCUCCUGCUGUCACUGACGUUGCUGGGCUUGGCUGUGGGAAUAGCUGCAGAGGAGGAUGAGUACACCUGGCUGCAUAGGAAGGUCCCGUUGGUGCGGGACAAGCGUACGGUGCACCUGAGCAGCCCUGGGUUCACAGCUGAGACGCAGCACGAGCUUCGGGGGACCUGUGGGAUUGAGUGCCAGAGCAGGCUGCCCCGCCCGAGCUUGGGCGAUCUGGAGAACCUGCUGUCCUAUGAGACGGUAUACGAGAAUGGCACACGCACGCUCACCGAGGUUUCCCUGCAAGACAUGGAGGAGGGGACGGCGAGAGGAGCUGGGUACAACUCCUCCACCCGCCUCCUUCGGCGGCACAGGAGGGAGGUAUACGGAACGGACAGCCGCUUCACCAUCGCCGACAAGCACUUCUCCACCAACUACCCCUUUUCCACCACCGUCAAGGUCUCCACCGGCUGCUCCGGGAUCCUGGUGUCGCCCAAGCACGUGCUGACUGCUGCCCACUGCAUCCACGACGGCCAGGACUAUGUGAAAGGCGUGAAGAGGCUGCGGGUGGGGCUUCUGAAGCUGCGCUCCAAACGCAGGAAGGGCGGCAAGGGUGGGGGAAGGAAAGGCCGGCGGAAGGGGGAGGGAAAGGAAGAGGCGAAGGAAGAGGCAAAGGAAGAGGCAGAGGGAGAGGGAGAGGGGGAGGGAGAGGUGGAGGAGAAGGAGAAGGAGAAGGGCAAGGGCAAGGGCGGGGGGAAAGGGCAGAGGAGGAGAGGGAGGAAGAGCCGCAGCAGGCGCAGCACGGAGCCCAAACAGCCCUCCUUCCGCUGGACGCGGGUGAAGCAGACACAGGUGCCCAAAGGUUGGUUCCGGGGCGUGUCGGACGAGGUGGCCGUGGACUACGACUACGCCCUGCUGGAGCUGAAGCGCUCGCACAAGCAGCAGCACAUGGACCUGGGCGUCAUCCCGUCCGUCCGCAAACUCCCCGCCGGCCGCAUCCACUUCUCCGGCUUCGACGACGACCGGCCCGGCCAGCUGGUGUACCGCUUCUGCUCGGUGACGGAAGAGUCCGGAGACCUGCUGUACCAGCACUGCGACGCCCAGCCCGGCUCCAGCGGCUCCGGCGUCUACGUGCGGCUGAAGGAGCCGGGGAAGAGGAAGUGGAAGAGGAAGAUCAUCGGCGUCUUCUCGGGCCACCACUGGGUGGACGUCAACGGGUCGCAGCAGGAUUACAAUGUGGCGGUGAGAAUCACGCCCGCCAAGUACGCGCAGAUCUGCUUCUGGAUGCACGGGGACUCCGGCGAGUGCCGUGACACCUAACGCCAAUCUGCAGCCCAGACUGACUCUUCUCCACCAUACGGUUUACCUCCCAUGUUCACCUGCCACUGAUGACUCCCCACCAGUCCCAAAUCCCCCCUCCAUGCACUCCUCAGAACUGCAGCAAUCACUCCACAACCCCCCGUCCCUGGAAGCCACAGCCUUCAGAGCCCCUGACAUCUGCAGUGCUAACACCUCCAUACCCCCUGCAAUGAUUCACAGGCACCCAUCAUGGGUCUUCAACUCAAUGUGCCUGCAAGACCACAUAAGUUGUAGAGAAUCAUCAACAGAAAAAAACACAAAGAAACUAAAGAGAUACUAUGGCUCUUCAGCUUUUCUUUUCUCUUUGUCUUUUUAAUUUAUUUAAUUACUGAGUGAAAACUUCAUUAGAAAUGAUAUUAUUAAAUAUAAAAUAUUUCCAGAUGAAGUCUGAGAAAUACAAUUAGUCCAUGUUAAAAGCGAAGGGUUAAACAUAAACGGAACUAUUUUGUGUAUCUGAUAGCAUUGUAAGCAUUUGUAGAAAGAAUAUCGGUUGUUCAGGAGUAGCAGAUAGAUUCCCCCUGAUAUAAUCAGUGUUACUGUAUGAAUUUGGGGGUUCUUGGGGUCUUGACCUUGUAAUACAAUCGGCAAUUUUUGACUUUUUGUGUGACCCAGAAAAAAGAAACCUUUUUCUAAGAAAUAAACACUUUGGUAUUAUGUUCUGUAGAGAUUCUGAAAGAACAAGGGUUUUUAUAUAUAUAUUUUAUACUUGUUUAUACCUGUGUCUCAAAAUAACUCCUUUGAAAUCCCUUUUUGAAAUGUUUCUACCUUUUGUCAAAAAUAUUACCCCUUGAUUACUAAAUCCUAAGUGGUUCCUGACAGAAUCCUUUUGAUUAUAAUAUGUUUAUUUCUUGUGUAUUUUUCUUCUUCUCUGUAUUAAUCUUGCAGUGCAGUGAACAGUCUUGUUGCUGUCAGUGCACAUACACAUAUUGGUGCUCAAUAUGGGGAGGGAGAUCCUUGGUGCUAAUUUAAUUUGAAAUUGUAAAGACUUUUUUGCAAAAUCUAUCAGAAUAUAUUAUUUGUACUGUAACAUUGUGAGUCAAAGUUGGCGUUUUGAUAACUCAAACAUAAUUUUAAUUUAAAUUGAAUAAAUGAGGGUAAAAGUUGCAUUAUACAUCAUGUGUAUAAUCAAAAGAAAUAUUUUGACUGAUUAGCUACAAAAUUAAAUAUAAUUUUGUUUUUGAUUGAUUGAAUUGAAUCUUCUAUUGUAAAAUUCAUUUUGAUUGUUCAAUAAAUACAUUUGGAAUUUCA